Pseudonaja textilis is the source of this 2227-nucleotide messenger RNA. It is a transcript of the gene TMEM119, whose product is annotated as transmembrane protein 119. Gene Ontology annotation, cellular component: plasma membrane. Lineage: Eukaryota; Metazoa; Chordata; Lepidosauria; Squamata; Elapidae. Gene Ontology annotation, biological process: positive regulation of osteoblast proliferation; positive regulation of osteoblast differentiation; ossification. The record is from RefSeq and is a predicted model, not a curated record.
UGCCCAGGACGCUGCGCAGAGCCGAGCCGAGCCGAGCCGAGCCCCUCCAGGCACCAGGCGCCCCAACCCGGAGAGAAACUUCCCCCGAGGAGCCGCCCGCCUUCCCACCUCCUUCUCCCCGGGCGCUUGUGUGAUCCUCCGAGCCUUGCCAUGGCGGCCCUGCAAGACCUGUGCCUGCUUCUCCUGUUGAUGUCGCCCUUUGGCGCCUCCAGAUCAAUUCAGAACCUGGUCCUGGAAGACAGCGAGGGGAGUGGGGACAGCGAGGGGGCUUCCCCCAGCCCCACUUCUGCCGGGGCGACGCUGAGUGCGAGUCCCACCUCAGGGAGCCUGGCGGUCGAUUCGGUCAACGGAACGUUGCACUCCUUCAACCUCCUGGACGGCAUUGUGAACUUCUUCCAGACGUACAUGCUGCUGAUCCUGGUGGUGGGCUCUCUCCUCCUCAUCUUCCUGUCCAUCGUGUGUGCAGCCGUCAUCACCCAGCAGAAGCACAAGGCCUCCGCCUAUUACCCCUCGUCUUUUCCGAAGAAGAAGUACGUGGAUCAGAGCGACAAGGCUGGGGGAGCCAAGGCCUUCAGCGAAGUCCCCGAGAAGACGUCCAAGGACAGCCAAGAGGAGCCGGUGGAUUCCACCAAGCAGUUGCAGGCUGACAUCUUAGCUGCGGCCCAGAACCUCAAGUCUCCAACCAGGGUCGUGGCGAAUGGGAAAAGUGGCCCUGUGGAAGACCCACCCGCGGAAGGAAAAGAGGAAGGGCCCCAGAAAGCGGGAGACGUGGAGGAGGGCAGCUCCAAAGAAGAAGAAGAAGAAGAAGAAAAAGACGAAGAAAAACCACCCACUGAGGCCGAGCUGCCUCCAGAGACAUCAGCGCCAAACGAUUUGGUGGAUGCUGAGACCCAAGAAGAAGAGGUCCCAUCGCUGGUGGUGGAGACCCAUCCAUCUCCUCCCGAGGAGCCCAAGGAAGCCCCACCACCCACCGAGGAAUCUGCCAUGCCUGCCUCCGAAGGGGAGAAGGAGCAGAAGGAAGAGCCCAGCGCUCCACUGACUCUCGACCCCACAGAAGAAUCCAAAAACUGAAUGGGGUCACUUCCCACCACUGGCGGGACAGCUGACAAUAUGAAACCUACAGGAACCUGUUUAUCAAAUAGAAGGGAGCAGAUCUUUUACCUUACCUGCAAAGGAGACAAGUUAGCCACCUCCCACCCUCCCAAGAAAUACCUGAAAGUUCUGCAUUCCUGCAGUUUUGCUUUAAUGGACUUUCUUCAGUUAGGCAGACUUGCCCAAGUCUGCUGCCCUCCAGCUGCAGAAGACCACGACUUCCAUCGUCCCCUGCCAACCUGCUCAGGGAGGUGACGAGAGUUGCUUAACACACCUGGGGGGAGGGGAAGUUGAGGGGCCGCUGCGUCAUAAUGUAGCUACUCAACCAGAUAUCACUGAGAAGGUAAGAUAGAACUUACUUUAGGAGACCUGUUGAAGACACACAUAGUCUUCAACCGGGUUCCGGGAUUCUUCUGGAGGAACCGUCGCAGGAUCGUCCUCCAGGACUUUCCCACUUUCAGGGAGAACAUACCUGCACAUACAUACAUGCUUACGUAAUGUUUGAGGUGGGCCCUUUGGGUGAGCAUCUAACUCUAUUUAUAUCAGUCCCUAAUUCUGGACCAAGGUUGUGUGCAGAGAUGAUUGGUCAACCUUUCUAUCAAUCAUGAAGUCAUCUCCGAUGCUGAUGAGAUCUUCUUUGGGCAAACCUGAAGUUAUUUCACACCUGUAUUUCUUUUAAAGCAAUCUUGGUUCAACUCUGUUUAGUUGUCUCUUAUAUCAAUGAUUAAUUCAUUUACUUUUAGUAUCAGCUCUGGAAGUUGAACUCAUGGCUGUAUUUAGCUUCAGAACGGUCAACCUGAAAUCAGAUUUUUAUGUACAAUUUCCAGCCAAGCAAUGACAACAAUAUAGGAUCCACCACUCAGUCCAAGUUUUUUUUUUUUAAAUCUGGUUUCUGAGAAUCCUUAACUGUAAGUUCUCCAGAUGCUUUAGGAGAUCUGAUUGCUCAAGGCAACCAACCUUGGGGAGAAUCUGAGGACAUUUCUGAUAAUUGUUCCUCUUAGAGGUCUACAGAUAUUCAAACUUUUGUGUGGAGGGGAAGAUACUGAAGACUUUCAUGAGUGAACGAAGCUCAACAAUGUUCAAUGUUCAAUCCUGAAGCUUUUCACUCGUCAAAAUGGUUAAUUUUCAGAGGCCU